AUGUAUUUUCUUAAGGGAUUAUUACUUUUGGGUGUUUCAAUGUUUCUUCAUGGUUUUGUUUCAGCAGACUAUUCGAUAGCUCUAACGAAAUCGCUAUUAUACUAUGAAGCUCAGAGGUCGGGAAAGUUGCCUUCAGGACAACGCGUUCAAUGGCGAGGUGAUUCAGCUUUGAGGGAUGGUCAAUCUUCGAGGAUUGAUUUAAGUGGAGGAUAUUACGAUGCUGGAGAUAAUGUGAAAUUUGGAUUUCCCAUGGCGUUUACUGUGACAAUGUUGGCAUGGAGCGUGGUUGAAUACGAAUCUGAAUUAUCGAAUAAGGGCGAAUUGUUCCACGCUUUGGAAUCCAUAAAAUGGGGAACCGAUUAUUUCAUUAAAGCUCACCCCAAACCUAAUGUCUUUUAUGGUGAAGUUGGCGAUGGUGACUCCGAUCAUCAAUGUUGGCAAAGGCCCGAGGAUAUGACCACUCCGAGAACCCCUUAUAUGAUCGAUAGUUCCCAUCCUGGUUCUGACCUUGCUGGUGAGACAGCAGCUGCUAUGGCUGCAGCCUCAAUUGCAUUUCGCAAGUCCAAUCCUACUUAUGCAUUGACUCUCCUCACACAUGCAAAAGAGUUAUAUGAUUUUGCCAUUUCAAAUCAAGGACAAUAUCAAAACAGUAUCCCUCCAGCUGGGAAAUUCUACUCAAGCAGUGGUUACGAGGAUGAAUUGACUUGGGCUGCCACAUGGCUGUUUUACGCGACUGGAGAGCAAAAAUAUGUUGAUCGUAUCGUGCAAGCAGGGUCGGGUGGUACUAGAUCCAUGUUCUCGUGGGACGACAAGUAUGUUGGUGCUCAAUUAUUGGUUACAAAGUUCUUAAUGGAAAAGAAGCUAAAUGACAAUAGACUAUUCGAUUACAAAAAUAAGGCAGAAGAGUUUAUAUGUAACGUUAUUCAAAAAGGAAAUAGUAAUGUGGGAAGGACUUCAGCUGGGCUUUUAUGGUGGAGUCAAUGGAAUAAUUUGCAAUAUGUCACGUCUUCCAUGUUCGCCGCCACAACUUAUUCCAAAUACCUUGAGGCAUCUCGAUCUACUCUCAAUUGCGCUCGAGGCCAAGUUACCCCAUCUGAAAUUAUCUCGUUUGUCCAUUCACAGGUGGAUUAUAUUUUGGGUUUGAACCCGAAACAUAUGAGUUAUAUGGUGGGGUAUGGGCAAAAUUAUCCUCAAAAGGUUCAUCAUAGAGGAGCAUCAAUCGUUUCAAUUAAUAAGGUUCAUACACCCGUAUCUUGUAGUGAUGGUUUUUCUCAAUGGUUCAACAAGAAUGCUCCAAACCCAAAUGUGUUGGAUGGGGCUAUUGUCGGUGGACCGGAUCAGAGCGAUAAUUACAACGAUGAUCGAGGAAAUUAUCAACAAGGUGAAGCCGCUACCGCGAAUACAGCUCCUCUAGUUGGAGUUUUAGCUCACCUUGCUUGA
Messenger RNA from Impatiens glandulifera, 1440 nucleotides. Its product is annotated as endoglucanase 13-like. NCBI's taxonomy places the organism in Eukaryota, Viridiplantae, Streptophyta, Magnoliopsida, Ericales, Balsaminaceae. The record is from RefSeq and is a predicted model, not a curated record. The coding region runs from base 1 to 1440 and encodes 479 amino acids. Gene Ontology annotation, biological process: carbohydrate metabolic process. The transcript is spliced from 6 exons. Gene Ontology annotation, molecular function: hydrolase activity, hydrolyzing O-glycosyl compounds.